Molecule: messenger RNA, 1685 nt
Organism: Phoenix dactylifera (date palm)
Lineage: Eukaryota; Viridiplantae; Streptophyta; Magnoliopsida; Arecales; Arecaceae
Product: putative indole-3-pyruvate monooxygenase YUCCA9
Molecular function (GO): N,N-dimethylaniline monooxygenase activity; flavin adenine dinucleotide binding; NADP binding
Source: RefSeq, a predicted model, not a curated record
UCUCGUCCUUUCCAACUUCAACAAAGAUUUCAUUGCCUACUGCCGUCCUCUCAACUCCUUCCCAUCUUCACUCCUAUCUCCUCAGACCAACUCCAUUGGCAACAAUACUACUAACCUUUCAUCUCCUCUGGUCACAAACUCCACCUCAUUAUCAACCAAUCCCUCCAGAAUCACGCAUCCAUUUGAACAUGGCUUAUCAGUUCGAUUUCUUCUCUCGACGGUGUGUGUGGGUGAAUGGCCCGAUCAUCGUCGGAGCUGGCCCGUCCGGCCUAGCAGUGGGUGCAUGCCUGAAGGAGCAAGGCGUUCCCUUCGUGAUCCUCGAGCGCUCCGACUGCAUUGCCUCCCUCUGGCAAAAGCGUACUUACGACCGCCUGAAACUCCACCUCCCCAAACAAUUCUGCCAGCUUCCGAAGCUCCCCUUCCCGGAGGACUACCCUGAGUACCCGUCCAAGAAGCAGUUCAUAGACUACUUGGAGUCAUACGCUAAGCACUUCGACAUCAACCCAAGGUUCAACCAGUCAGUUCAGUCCGCGAGGUACGACGAGACGUGCGGAUUAUGGCGUGUAAGGACUGCCGGGUCUGGUGCCGAGGUGGAGUACAUUGGCCGGUGGCUGGUGGUGGCCACCGGCGAGAAUGCCGAACGAGUAGUCCCUGAGCUGGAGGGACUGGGGCAGUUUGGCGGCGAUGUCACGCAUGUCUGUGACUACAAAUCCGGCAGGGCCUACCAGGGCAAGCGGGUAUUGGUGGUCGGAUGCGGCAACUCCGGCAUGGAGGUCUGUCUCGACCUCUGCGACCACAAUGCCUUCCCAUCAAUGGUUGUUCGCGAUUCGGUUCAUGUACUGCCAAGAGAGGCUCUCGGGAAAUCGACGUUCGAGCUGGCUGUUUUCCUGCGGAAGUGGCUGCCACUCUGGCUGGUGGACAGGAUUCUACUGGUACUAGCACGGCUGGUUCUUGGUAACGUAAAGAAGUAUGGUUUGAAGAGGCCUUCCAUUGGUCCUCUGGAGCUUAAGAACACACGAGGGAGGACCCCUGUUUUGGAUAUCGGCGCCCUGGGCAAGAUAAAGUCCGGUGAUAUAAAGGUGGUUCCUGGGAUCAAGAGGUUUAUGCCGGGAAAAGUUGAGCUCGUCGAUGGCCAGAUCCUUGAUGUUGAUUCAGUUAUCUUGGCUACUGGGUACCGAAGCAACGUUCCUCAAUGGCUUCAGGGAACUGACUUCUUCUCUAAAGAUGGAUACCCGAAAGUGCCAUUCCCAAAUGGGUGGAAAGGGAACUCAGGGCUCUAUGCUGUUGGGUUCACAAGGAGAGGGCUCUCUGGUGCCUCCUCAGAUGCUGUGAGGAUAGCAAAGGACAUUGGCAGGGUCUGGAAAGAGGAAACAGAGCCAGCAAAGAGGCACACUGCUUGCCAUAGGAGAUGCAUCUCACAGAUCUAAUGACAUCCCCUUCUGCUGUUCAUUUCCUGUUAAUUUCCUUCCUUUCUUCUUUUCCUCUUCUGGUGAAACUGACCGUAGAGUAGUGUAAAAUAGAGUAAAGUAAGUGCAGAGCCCUCUCUCAAUGGAGCCAGAGUUUUGGACAAAGAUUGGGCCUCUUGUACAGAGAACCGUUGAAGAUGAUGAGGCUUUAUUCCCUUUUGAGAACUUUGUACAACAAUUUCAAAUCUUUUACUUCAGUGGAAAGAGUACAUUUCUUUU